This is a messenger RNA of Miscanthus lutarioriparius, 2940 nucleotides long. The record is from the annotation of a GenBank genome assembly. Lineage: Eukaryota; Viridiplantae; Streptophyta; Magnoliopsida; Poales; Poaceae.
AUGGCGAAGUUUUCUAAUAGUGCCAUAGUUCUCCUAAUGCUGCUCAUCGCAGCAUGGAGGACGACGCCGGUGAUGUCCCAUGCCAAGCCGACCAAGCCAGCGGAGCCGGAGCUAGACUAUGGACCCAGCUCCGGACGCCGGGUGAAGAAUGAGAAGGCGGCAAGCACGCCAACACCAGAUCCGGACUUUACCAAGGCGGCUGGUGAGGCUACACUUUUGCUCAGGGCCAAGCAAGAAAUGUCAAAGCGCAUGGUGAAGCACAUAGAGGGCAUCGUCGCAAACGUGAGAUUCGCGCUCCAUCUGAAACUGAUGCUGCUGAUCAAGUCGGCGGAGUUCAUGAGGGCCAUGGCCGGAGAGGUCGCGGAGCAGAUGACCAUACUUGGCAAGCAACACGCUAGUGUUGCCGCCGCCGACAUCAUUGCAGCGCUCAGGCUUCAGCAGGAGAUUCUUAAAAAGACCACGGAACGUUGCAAGGCUAUCUCCACCGAUGCUGCAAUGGCACAGAAGGCCAAGAUUGAGAUGUUGAAGGGCGUGGCGCACAACCUCUGCACGGUUGCAGGAGACAUAGCCAUCAGCAUGUCAUCGCUAGCUGAGGUUGCAGCAGGAGUGUCUGGUCGGGUAGUAGUUGGUGUCGAUAUCAAUGUUCGUACUGAUAUUGAGGCUAAAGCUCUGGCUAAAGUUGAAGCUGAAGCCGUUGCCGAUGCUCAAGCUCUGGAUAAAGCUGAAGAUGAAACCGUAGCUGCGGCUGGAGGAGAAGCUAAAGCAAGUAAGAGCAGCAGUGUCAGCGCAGGUGGCGAUGCUGGAGGAUAUGCAGGCGGCAAAACUGAUGCUGAUGCAACUGCUUCUGGUGGCGGGAAGGCAGGGGUCGAUGCCGGUGCUGGAGUUGGUGGUGAUGCAAGCGUUUCUGGAGGCGCAAAGAUUGGAGGUGGUGUAGCUGCAGGUGCAAAAACUGGCGCUGAUAUAGGAGGAAAUAUUGAUGGGGGUGCUGACGCUAGUGCUGGAGCUGGUGCUAAUGCCAAAGCCAAAACUGUUGCUAAGGGUAAAGCAGGUGCACGUGCUAAGGCUGGUGUUUCUGGGGGUGCUAGAAUUGGUGGUGGCAUCCACUUCUCUGCAGGUGCUAGAAUUGGUGGCGGCGUUAAAGGAAAAAUUGGUGGAAGCGGCAAAGCCAAAGCUGGCGCCGGUGGCAGUAUCUCAAAGAGUGCUGAAGUAGGUGGAGAAACUGGGGGAAAUGUUGGUGGGAGUGGCAAAGCUGAAGCUGGUGCCAAUGCUGAUAUUGGUGCUACUGUGGGUGAUGGUGUCUCUGGAGGUGCCAAAGUUGGUGGUGGCAUUGGAGGAAAGGCAGGAGGGAAUGGAAAUGCAUAUACUGGAGCUGAUGCCGGUGCAGGUGUUUCAGGUGGAGGAUCUGGUGGCGCCGAUGCUGAUAUUGGUGCUACCGUGGGUGCUGGUGUCUCUGGAGGUGCCAAAAUUGGUGGUGGCGUCAAAGGAAAUACAGGAGGGAGUACUGGAACUAGUGCCGAUCACAGUGUUUCGGUGGAGGAUCUGGUGGUGCCGAUCUUUGGUAUUGGUGCUACUGUGGGUGCUUGUGUCUCCGGAGUGGCGUCGAUCUUUGGUAGUGGUGCUACCGUGGGUGCUGGUGUCUCCGGAGGUGCCAAAAUUGGUGGUGGCGUCAAAGGAAAUGCAGGAGGGAGUAUUGGAACUAGUGCCGAUGCAGGUGUUUCCGGUGGAGGAUCUGUUGGUGCCGAUGCUGGUAUUGGUGCUACCGUGGGUGCUGGUGUCUCCGGAGGUGCCAAAAUUGGUGGUGGAGUCGGAGGAAAUGUAGGAGGGAGUGGCAAGGCCUACACUGGAACUAAUGCCGAUGCAGGUGUUUCCAGUGGAGGAUCUGGUGGCGUCGAUGCUGGUAGUGGUGCUACCGUGGGUGCUGGUGUCUCCGGAGGUGCCAAAAUUGGUGGUGGCGUCAAAGGAAAUGCAGGAGGGAGUAUUGGAACUAGUGCCGAUGCAGGUGUUUCCGGUGGAGGAUCUGGUGGUGCCGAUGCUGGUAUUGGUGCUACCGUGGGUGCUGGUGUCUCCGGAGGUGCCAAAAUUGGUGGUGGCGUCGGAGGAAAUGUAGGAGGGAGUGGCAAGGCCUACACUGGAACUAAUGCCGAUGCAGGUGUUUCCGGUGGAGGAUCUGGUGGCGUUGAUGCUGGUAGUGGUGCUACCGUGGGUGCUGGUGUCUCCGGAGGUGCCAAAAUUGGUGGUGGCGUCAAAGGAAAUGCAGGAGGGAGUAUUGGAACUAGUGCCGAUGCAGGUGUUUCCGGUGGAGGAUCUGGUGGUGCCGAUGCUGGUAUUGGUGCUACCGUGGGUGCUGGUGUUUCCGGAGGUGCCAAAAUUGGUGGUGGCGUCGGAGGAAAUGCAGGAGGGAGUGACAAGGCCUACACUGGAACUAAUGCCGAUGCAGGUGUUUCUGGUGGAGGAUCUGGUGGCGUCGAUGCUGGUAGUGGUGCUACCGUGGGUGCUGGUGUCUCCGGAGGUGCCAAAAUUGGUGGUGGCGUCAAAGGAAAUGCAGGAGGGAGUAUUGGAACUAGUGCCGGUGCAGGUGUUUCUGGUGGAGGAUCUGGUGGUGCUGAUGCUGGUAUUGGUGCUACCGUGGGUGCUGGUGUCUCCGGAGGUGCCAAAAUUGGUGGUGGCGUCGGAGGAAAUGCAGGAGGGAGUGGCAAGGCCUACACUGGAACUAAUGCCGAUGCAGGUGUUUCCGGUGGAGGAUCUAGUGGCGCUAAUGCUGAUAUUGGUGCUACCGUGGGUGCUGGUGUCUCUGGAGGCGCCAAAAUUGGAGGUGGCAUCGGAGGAAAUGCGGGAGGAAGUGGUAAUGCCGUUGCAGCUGGAGGAGCUAAGGCUGGAGGGAGCAAAUCAUCAGGGGGUGGGUCGGAUUUUGGCUAUGGUGCAUCGAGCAAGGAAUUAUAG